AUGUUUGGUAAAGUGAAAGGGAAUAGGAGUGGAAAUUAGCAAAGUAUUAGCAAAAAGAAUAAGAAAGAAUUGAAAGCACAGAGAAAAUGGGAAUAAGAUGAAGAACGCAUAAAAGGAUCGAAAUUUAGAUUAUUGAAUGAAUAUAUGUAUACUGUAAAUAGCGAGGAAGCCUAGAAGCAUUUUAAGAACCAUCCUGAGGAAUUCAAGAUUUAUCACACAGGUUAUGCCUAAUAAAUAGAGAAGUGGCCAGAAAGUCCUGUUGGGAAUAUAAUCAAAUUAUUGACAGAGAGCGAGUAAUUUCAGAAUAAAAAAUUAGUUGUUUGUGAUUUGGGUUGCGGUUAGGGAGAGAUUCAGGAAUAUUUUCAGAAAGAUAAGAGAUUGAGUAAAUUGAUAACUGUGAAAAGUUUUGAUUUAGUGGCAAUCAAACCAUAUAUAAUUGAGACUGAUAUUAGCAAUUUGCCUAUGGAUGAUUGUAGUUGUGAUGCGGCAAUUUUUUCAUUGUCUUUGAUGGGAAUAAAUUAUUUGGAUUAUUUGGGGGAAGCUUUUAGAGUAUUAAAGAAGAAUGGUCAUUUAAUAAUAGCUGAAGUGAAAAGUAGAAUGAAUACAAUAGAUAAUUUUGUAAAUUUAGUUACUGGAAUGGGAAUGAAAAUAUUGAAGAGAGAUGAGCACAAUAGUCAUUUCGUAUUGUUUGUAUUUGAGAAGAUAAUGGAUGUUUGUCAAUUCAAUGGUCCUUUGAAUUAGAAACGAGUUUAUCAGAUAUUGGGUCAAAAGGAUCCAAAUUUGAAGGAUUGGCAAUCAUUGGGGUAGUAGAUAUUGCAGCCAUGUGUUUAUAAGAAGAGAUGA
This is a messenger RNA of Paramecium tetraurelia, 843 nucleotides long. RefSeq lists its product as uncharacterized. Gene Ontology annotation, cellular component: nucleolus. The transcript is spliced from 4 exons. NCBI's taxonomy places the organism in Eukaryota, Ciliophora, Oligohymenophorea, Peniculida, Parameciidae. Gene Ontology annotation, molecular function: methyltransferase activity. The record is from RefSeq and is a predicted model, not a curated record.